UUAUCUGGCUGCUGGAGGUCACCGUUCAUCUUCUGACGUCAUUAAUUGAGGGCCAAACCUGACUCGCUCAUGUAACGGGGCCGGUGGGAAUGUGUUUGGAGCUUUUGUGCGUUUAUGUAUAAUUAAGUGUGGUCUUUACACAGACUUUUAGAGAGUUUAUUGGUGGACCUCUACAUCAUAGUCAGGAAGGCAACCAUCGGCCCCUGUUUCUAUAAAGCUAACGUUCUUCCGUUUUACCAACGGCCUUGGGUUGAAAGUUUGCGAAUAGCAUCUUAGCCACUUGUCAUUAGCAGCUCCAGCUACUCGUGCUCAGUACUGGAGUUUGAGCACGAGCACAGGAUCACGCCGGUUGUCGAGGCGCCCAGGAUGUCCCGCCGCAGCCUGCGUCUGCACACCACCGCCGAUCACUAUGGCGACGAUAGACUGCUGGACCGCCACAGCGCAUCCUACUGUGCUGGAGGGAGCAGAGAGGACCGACCUCUGAAGAGCAGGAGAGCUCAUCACUCUGUGGCUGGCUCCCAGUCUCUGAUGCUGACCCCCCAGAAGUCCCACCCGGCCCCGCUGGCCCCCCUCAACAGCAGCCUGCACAGCUGCGCUGCCAGCGACGCCUCCCUCCUCUCCUCCAUGCUGGACGAGUCCUGCAUCCAGGAGCGCACACUCAUGGACAGCUUCUGGGGUCUGGAUGGAGACGGUGAUCACGGAGAUCGCACCAUCCUUGCGAGUGGCGACGCCCUGACGGCCCAGACGCAGACGUCAGUGGUGAACGGCUACACGUGUAAAGACUGCAGCUUCCCGAAGCACUCUUUCUCCACAGCCUGCCCCUCCAAACCCUCGUCCUCCUCCGCAGCCCAAAAACACACCACCCUGAACACCGCUCCCCACGCCACCACUGUCUACAGCAGGGACAAGCCCCGCAAACAUCGCCCAGGAGUCCUGAUGCUGGUGCCUGAGGUGUGUGUUGAGUACAUCAGGCGAGCCGUCUCCUCUGUGGUGUGUGUGCUCUCUCUGCUAGUGCACACCGUGCUGCUGCAGGCCCGCACACAGGGCAAAGAUGGUCUGCGUUCCGUCUUUAAGGUGUGUGUACAAGCCUUCAGGAUAGCGUGGCUCUCUGCUGUCAGGGCCUUAGGACCCCUCCUCAGUGCCCUCCGCCUCAGGGCGGCGCUCUGUGGUGCCCGCCACGCCAACGGAGCUGAUUGGAGGUACUGUGGAAACAUGAAGGUUGAAGAGCAUCCAAAGCAGGAUGGCCAUCGAGAUGCCAGCGCUUCAUUAUGUGACGACUGCAAGGGGAAGCAGCACUUGGACACACACACGGCCGUGACCCACACUGAGCAUGCAAACCCUCCGCAAACAGACAGCCCACAGGGGGCGCUGCCUACCCUCGUAGCUUAUACAGGCCAUGGUCUACUGUGGCUGGGCCAGAAAUUAGUCCUUGUAAUCUGGUUCGUCGCUCAGAAGACCCUCUCUCUCCUCUGGUUGGCUGUCAUGUCUCAAGCCCAGGGAUCUUCCUCAGUAUGGCAGCGACUCCUCACCCUCAUGUCUCUGCUUAGGGACUUCCUAUUCGUACGGUGUCUUCCUAACCUGCACAGACUCCUCCUGCUUCUCAUCCCCCUCCUCUUGCUCAUGGUGCUGUGCUACUGGGGUCCCUCCGCCCUGUGGGCCGUCCUUCCCGCUGUCAACAUCACCGAUUGGAGGGUAGAGUCCCUCCUUGGCUCCGCCCUCUGGGAGACCCCAUUGGAGGAGCAGACCAGUGCGGUUCCCUAUGCCCAGCCCCCCCUCCCGGAUGGGGAGUCACAGCCCUCCUCCUCUCCCCCGUCUCUGGACCCAGAUCGUCGGUGGAAUGUGGAGCACAUCGAGCGUUCUCUGGCCCAGCUGGGGGAGCGGGUGACGCAGGGAGAGAAGCGGAAUCGGGAGCAGAGCGCCCAGCUCUUGGCCCUCUACCGCCCCCUGCAGGAGCAGCUGGAGACGGGCACGCACCUCCGCCAGCUGGAGCAGUGGGCGAUGGGCAUGAUGGAGGACAAGAUGCAGCCGGUCAAGGAGGAGGUGGAGAGGAGCACCAGGGACGUGAAACAGCAACAGCAGCAGUAUGUGUCUCAGCAGCAGAGCUAUCAGACUCGAGUGGCUAAUCUGGAGGCCCUGCUGGAGGCUCUGGCACAGAAGACUGAGGAAGUCCAGAAAGCGCAGGAAACCACCCUAGCCCCUGUCAGUGAGGUUGUGGACUACGUUUCCCAUGAGACUUUGCUGCUGGAGGUGCAGAGGCUGGAGGCAGCACUGGGCAGCAUCAGGGCAGACCUGCAGGGAGUCAAGGGGUGCCAGGGACGCUGUGGGCAGCUGGAGAACAUCCAAAACAUGGUAUCUGCGCAGGUUAAGCAGGAGCUGCAGGCGCUGUUCUAUGGCGCGGAGGCCGACGGCGGCACCCUGCCCGAUUCGCUCCUCCCGUGGCUCGCUGCCCGCUUCGUCAACGGCUCCGACCUGCAGGCCUCGCUGGCCGCCUUGGAGCAAAGCAUCCUGGGUAACGUGUCUCGGCUGGUGGAGCAGAGCGAGCAGAAGCGCCAGUCGGUGCGUGCGGAGACUCUGACACAGAGCAUCAGGCAUUCCACCAGCCAGACCGGCCUGUCCGAGGAGCAUGUAGAGCUGAUCGUGAAGAACGCCCUGAGUCUGUACUCCCAGGACCGCACUGGCAUGGUGGACUACGCCCUGGAGUCUGGAGGUGGCAGCAUCCUCAGCACUCGUUGCUCUGAGACGUUUGAGACCAAGACGGCCCUGAUGAGUCUGUUUGGCCUUCCUCUGUGGUACUUCAGCCAGUCUCCCCGCGUGAUCAUACAGCCUGACGUCCAUCCAGGGAACUGCUGGGCGUUUAAGGGUUCCCAUGGUUACCUGGUUAUCCGGCUGUCUAUGCGUGUGGUUCCCAUGGCGUUCUCUCUGGAGCACAUCCCCAAGUCGCUGUCACCGACCGGACACAUCACCAGCGCUCCCCGAGACUAUACAGUCUACGGUCUGGAGGAUGAGCAGCAGGAGGAAGGCAGGCUGCUGGGCCGCUAUACGUACGAUGAGGAUGGAGACGCCCUGCAGACACACCCAGUCACGGAGUCGAGUGAGCAGGCCUUCCAGAUCAUUGAGAUGCGGGUGCUGUCCAACUGGGGCCACUCAGAUUACACCUGCCUCUACCGCUUCAGGGUGCACGGCCGACCCGCUCCCUACUGACAUCACACUCGACCAGGACCUGCACCCACUCUCUGCACUACCCAGUGAGCGCGCACACACACACACACACACACACACACACACACACCAUACAAAAACACACAUAUACACACAGAGCACAUAUGUACACACAAUUACAUUUAAAAUCCAGGCUUAGAACAUCUGAACUACAACUGUUGCUAUGCAGUAGAGAUGCAUCCAUUUCCUCCUCAUUAUCAAAGGGCUCCAACAGUAAACACACACACUCAUUCAAAUAAUUACUGACAACCACUUCCUACUUCAACUUACUUCAGUCUGUGUAGCCACAGUCUAACUUUGGUCUAACACCCCUGCCCUUGUAAUGGUCCAUCUCUGUGUACAGGAUCCUGUAAGGUAACUAGUUCUGUAAUCCACUGGAUGGCUUUAAUAAGAGGUCUGUGUUGCUAUACAGGAUCCUUCAGGAUCUUUCCAUAGACUCAUCUGUUGUAGCGCUCUAGACACUCACUUCAUGAAGGGCUGGCUCUAGCAGGCAGGAUCCACUCAGUCUGGACAGUGGAUCCUGCACAGAAAAUCUAUGUCUGAAUGUAAACAUGUAAAUGUUGUGAAUAUUUUUUGUUUGUUUUCUCUCACCUGACACUCUACAUCAGUGUUGUUUGAAAGCCAUAAAACCUUGUCAUAUUGAACCUGACCAUUUUUAAAUAUUUCAUUUUAUUUGAUAUUUUUAUCAUUAUUUUGAACAGGAGUUGAAUAAUCCAUUCUCUUCUAUUAAUGGAGUGGCCAGUUCAGUCAGUCACAGCCCCAGCCAUAGCACUUGUCUUCCACUAUAACCUGUUAAAACGUCUACUGCAAGCUCCCAGUGGUGGAAAACCAUUGUCUGUUAUUAUUUAUUUUGGUUUUCUGUUACUGAAAUUUAAAAGUGCUUUUUGUAAGAGGUAUUGUUUUUCCUCUAUGCAUUUUCCCUGAGGACCACUGACUUUUUUUUUUUUUAAAUGGUAAUGUAAUAUUGUGUUUUAUAUGAAAUCUAAAUUGGAAAGUUCUAAUAAAAUAAUUUAAUAUGAGAGUUUGUUUUUUAAA
Messenger RNA from Clupea harengus (Atlantic herring), 4254 nucleotides. RefSeq names its product Sad1 and UNC84 domain containing 1a (gene sun1a). NCBI's taxonomy places the organism in Eukaryota, Metazoa, Chordata, Actinopteri, Clupeiformes, Clupeidae. Gene Ontology annotation, cellular component: meiotic nuclear membrane microtubule tethering complex; nuclear envelope. Gene Ontology annotation, molecular function: protein-membrane adaptor activity. The record is from RefSeq and is a predicted model, not a curated record.